Messenger RNA from Paramormyrops kingsleyae, 1872 nucleotides. NCBI's taxonomy places the organism in Eukaryota, Metazoa, Chordata, Actinopteri, Osteoglossiformes, Mormyridae. The record is from RefSeq and is a predicted model, not a curated record.
CAGAGCUAAUUGCCGAAUACCUUAAUCAAACUCAGAAUACAAAAGGCUUUACUGUCAUUUUCUGACUGCGCUGGAGAGCCUCCUUGCCACACAGCAAUGGCAGCAAAUGCUUUCUUUGCCACCACGUAUCUGGUGCUAUCACAGCAGAAUCAUGAGUGACACCCCCAUGUCCUCGACAGGGCUAUUGUGGGCAUGACCAUGUACAACCAGGCAACGCAGGAGAUCGCCAAGCCCUCAGAGUUGCUGAGCAGUGUGCGCGCCUACAUGUCCGUUCUGCAGGCCAUUGAGAACCACGUGCAGAUCGACAUCACACGAGUCUUUAACAACGUUCUGCUGCAGCAGACACAGCACCUGGACAGCCAUGGCGAGCCCACCAUCACCAGCCUCUACACUAACUGGUAUCUGGAGACCUUGCUGCGGCAGGUGAGCAACGGUCACAUUGCUUACUUCCCAGCCAUGAAGGCCUUUGUGAACUUGCCUACAGAGAAUGAGCUGUCCUUCACUGCCGAGGAGUAUUCUGACAUAUCCGGUAAUGCUACCGCCUGGGCUUUGGUCACUGAAGGUCAGCCAGGCCGGCACAUGACCUUCUCCCCUGGCUGUCUGCCUGCAGAGAUGAGGUCCUUGUCGGAGUUGUUGGGGCCGUAUGGCAUGAAGUUCCUCAGCGAGAGCCUCAUGUGGCACAUCUCCUCGCAGGUGGCCGAGCUCAAGAAAUUGGUGGUGGAGAACAUGGACAUUCUGACCCAAAUGAGGACCAGCUUCGACAAGCCCGACCAGAUGGUGGCGCUCUUUAAGAAGCUGUCAUCCGUGGACAGCGUGCUGAAGAGGAUGACCAUCAUCGGUGUCAUCCUAUCCUUCCGCUCACUGGCCCAGGAAGCGCUGAGAGAUGUGCUGUCUCACCAUAUCCCCUUCCUUGUGAGCUCUGUGGAGGACUUCAAAGACCACAUCCCCAGGGAAACUGACUUGAAGGUGGCCAUGAAUGUCUAUGAACUAUCUUCUGCUGCUGGUCUGCCCUGUGAGAUUGACCCUGCCCUGGUGGUGGCUCUAUCCUCUCAAAAAUCAGACAACAUCAGUCCAGAAGAAGAGUACAAGAUUGCCUGUUUGCUCAUGGUGUUUGUGGCUGUCUCCCUGCCCACCCUGGCGAGUAAUGUCAUGUCUCAGUACAGUCCAGCUAUUGAAGGUCACUGCAACAACAUCCACUGCCUGGCCAAAGCGGUGAACCAAAUCGCAGCUGCACUAUUCACUAUUCACAAGGGCAGCAUUGAGGAUCGUCUCAAGGAAUUCCUAGCUCUGGCGUCUUCCAGCUUGCUGAAGAUUGGCCAGGAGAGCGACAAGGUGGCCACACGCAACCGGGAGUCGGUGUACUUGCUGCUGGACAUGAUCGUUCAGGAAUCGCCAUUCCUCACCAUGGACCUACUGGAGUCCUGCUUCCCCUACGUGUUGCUGAGAAACGCCUACCAUGCUGUGUACAAGCAGAGUGUGGCAUCUUCAGCGUGAGACGGCACUGCGGCAAGCACAGGCCCCUGGAGGAUCCAGGCUAAAACCCACAGCGGGCGAGCAUACUCUCUUCCACUCUGGCCAUGUGCUCUGUGCAUACUUUGUGCAUGGGAAGGGGCAUUGUUGCCACCUCCCUGGAUUUCAUUUUAUGUAUGUGUGGGUGCGUGUGUGGUUUGCGUGAACCUGCUUUUUCAUGUGAUCUUAAUUACCAGCCCACCUCUGCUCAUGUGGGGCUCUGUAGAGCAGGUGGUGAAUAUAAUUGACCUACUUAUUAACCAUUUAACCACUUUUUACCUGGUAAAUUCAUGAAGAUUACUGUACCUUCAUAACAAUGAUAAAUGUAUCUAAAGACAAAUACAGCAGCUUGUCUGAAUCUAA